UGAAAAUAGAAAUUGCCUGUGAAGAAGUUCAGUUAUCGUGAACAAAGUCCCAAAACUAAGCCCAUGCCCAAGCCCCAUGGAAAUAGACCGUUGCCGGUUUGUGCAACGGUUUUCUUCAUUCCCCUCUCUUCCUCGAUACAAAAGGCACUCUCUCUCUGUUUCACUCUGGACCGAAUUAGAAUCUCCCCGACAGAAGCAGCAUCAACCAAACCACACUCCCAAAGGCGAAACCCUAACUCCAUUUGCACAAUGCGUGUCGUUCUGCUCCAAGAAUCUCUCCCUCUCCAUUAUUCUAUAAACUCCUUCCCACGCUUCUUCACGCUCUAAUUGCAUCCCACUAUGGCCACCACCGAGCACGAAAAACAGUUAAUAGUGGCCAACCCUAACCCUAACCCUAACACCAAGACCCCUCGCCGAUCCUCCUCCUCCUCCUCCUCGCUCGCCAUUUUCGCGAGGAAAAGCUUCUUCUACGACAGGCUCCCCUCCCAACCCCUCAGACUCACCGUCCUCAAACUCGACGGUUCAUGCUUCCAUAUUCAAGUUUCGAAGAUGGCCACCGUUGCGGAACUGAAGGACGCGGUGGAGGCCGUGUUUAGUCACGUGCCUCACAAGGGGCCAGCAAAAAUUUCAUGGGCGCAUGUUUGGGGGCAAUUUUGUUUAUGCUAUGAUGGACAGAAGCUAGUUACGGAGAAGGAUUAUCUUCGAAAUUAUGGCAUCAAGGAUGGUGACCAGCUCCGUUUCAUCCGCCAUGUCACAAACAAUUGCUGUGUUCAAAGAAAGCGGUUGAAGAAAAGAGUUGUCUAUUUGAAACAACACAGGAGGUGCAGGUCAUUGCAAGUGGAUGGCCAUCUACCGAAAGGAAAUUGUGAUGAUAAUGACAUUGGUUCUGAUGAUGAAGCCACAGAUAGUGGGAAGAUCAAGCACCAUAUUGAAGAAGAGGAAGAAGAAGAAGAAAGGGAAGAAGAGUGCGUUGGAAAGAACAAAUUAGCUGGCUUUUUGGGAGACUUGUUCUCAUACACUCCACUAGCAGUUGUGAGAAGAACUAGAACUAAAAGCAGGAUUUGGCCAACCACUAUGCCCAAAUGUUUACUUGGUAGUCUUCGAAAGAUUAGAAGUAUCGUAUGCUUUGGCAGGAGGAGGCACUAUUCUCGGAGACUUCCAUGGAGACCGCAUUAACAAAUGUGUUUUCUAACCGCACAACAUAUCCAAUGAUGCUAGCAGCAAGAUGAAAGCUGAGAUGUGAAAAUUUUGGUUCCUAUGCAAAUGAUGUGCGUGUGAAAAUUGUAUUGCUGUUUUGAUUGAGACGGCAGCAAGAUGAUGUAGAUAUUGCAUCUUUUUUAAUGGUUCUAUUGUAUAAACAAAACGGUUUGGGGUUGGAGAGUUUCCAAUGUGCAUGCGUCCGUAGGUUCUUAGGAUUAGAAACAUCAAUGUCUUCAUCAGUGAUAUUUUGAAGUCAUUCGUUGUCACGAAAAAAAAAGAAUUUACUUCUGAACUUUAAUGAUUGUCGGUUAAUAUUAUCCUUAAA
Messenger RNA from Glycine soja, 1525 nucleotides. RefSeq lists its product as uncharacterized. The transcript has 5 exons. Gene Ontology annotation, biological process: mRNA splicing, via spliceosome. The coding region runs from base 340 to 1176 and encodes 278 amino acids. The record is from RefSeq and is a predicted model, not a curated record. Gene Ontology annotation, cellular component: U12-type spliceosomal complex. Lineage: Eukaryota; Viridiplantae; Streptophyta; Magnoliopsida; Fabales; Fabaceae.